Molecule: messenger RNA, 1707 nt
Organism: Fulvia fulva
Lineage: Eukaryota; Fungi; Ascomycota; Dothideomycetes; Mycosphaerellales; Mycosphaerellaceae
Exons: 1
Coding region: 1-1707 (568 amino acids)
Source: RefSeq, a predicted model, not a curated record
AUGUCGACCCUCAGACGUUCUCAGCGGAUCGCCUCUUCACAAUCAGCACCAACUGCCAGCAGGCGCAACCCCCCUCGGGCGACGCAACGAGCCACUGGGCGACCUGCUCGAACCACUCGACCGGCACGGCCUGUGAAUACUGGAAAGGCGCCAUCAUUAGCGCACUUCCCGAACACAGGCAAGGCUCCCCCGGCAGUUGUUCAAAGUCAGAGCUCUGUGGAGAAGCAAAACCAGCCCAUAGUCUUAACAAAAGAAGACGGAGACAGUAGUACCAACAGGUACGGCUCCGAUACCGCGACCGAAGAUGAUUAUAGCGGAGAUCUGGCAACAUCGUCGCUUCGCUUCGGCAAGGUCCCGUACAAGGAGAAGCUUUGGACGUUCAAGUGUGUUCUGCAUGUCUCUCAGCAUCCAGACUUCCAGUCUUGCAAGAACUACUACGGCCAACUUCUCUUCGAGCGUGCUGCCGAAGAGGGUCUGCAGGUCGGCCAUUGCGAAGGUAAGAUCGUCGACAAGGAAGUCCGAGACGCCCACGGAAACGAGUUGUGGAUCGCCGAGCUCCUGGACUGCAAGCAGUUCCCACGCAGCUUCUUGGCCACACAUGCGGACGAAAAUGAGGAGGUCUCCGAGCUGGAGCGAUACCUGCAGAUGUUCUUUCUGGAGGAAGGCGAGAUCCGUGACGAUCCGGCUUUGAGCCCAGCACGACGACUUCGCCUCGCUGGAAGAAAGCUACUCGCAAUCUCAGAGUUCAUGAUCGACAAGGAAUAUCGCCGACCAGGACUAGCGCAGAAAGCGCUUCGCACCUUUCUUCUGGCCGUUACCGAGGCCCCCAAGGACUACGCCUUCGAAGGAUACAUGCUUCUGUCUCCAGCUUCUUUUGCAUACAUCUAUACCGACUACGAGACCGCGAAGAUAGCUGCUGGCAGAGCACCAAGAACCCGCGUCCAGAUCGAAGACGCACUGAUCGAGAAGUACAAGCUGUCAGGGCUUGAGCUCGUGUUUUUGGGUGACCGGAAAUGGGAUGGCGACGGUAUUACUAUCAUGGAUCGCGACUUCACGGCUGCUAAACUCCGCGCUGAGCUGAACGCCAUUCUGGCAGCAGAGGCAGCUGACGGCCUAAAGUCUGGUCCCGUGACGAAGUCCAAGAGACAGAAGCAAAUCUUUUCCCAGGUGGAAAGCAAGGAAGACCAGGUCGCUGAUAGCGUCCCGAAGACGCCAAGAAGAGCACCUGUCAUUCUCAGGCUCUCAACGAACGGGUCGCGGUCGCGGCAUCAUGUGCCCCAGCUUGCCAACCCACGUUCGCAUCAAGACUUCACAAAUGGCAGCACUACACGCCCUGAGACGAUGCGCCCCAGUAGUCAGGUCCGUGGGAUCAUAGCAGGUCUGUCGCUGGGCGGCGGUCAUAGCCAUCGUGCUGCGCCCGGCACUUACGAAGAAGAAGCCUUCUCAGACUUCUACUUCAACGCCAUGGAGAACGUGCCGCCACCUGACCGCUUCCGCGGAUCAAACAACACGACCCGGUCGCCCUCAUCGCGGUCUGGUGCAGGAGCGAAGGUCAUCGGUGGGAAGCGAGUGUCGUCGCAAAGCGCUGCGCCGUUGAUGGUACAGUCAUUGCGAAAGAGCCGCCAGUCUGCACCGUUGGAUCUCGAGAGUAAUGGCUUGGAGGUGGUUGAUGGCAGUGGAUUCGCUGCUGCGCACGAGCGCCGCUGA